AUGUAAGCUAAGAGUGACACUGCAAUUGAGAUGGAAAUGAUGGUAGAGAGCACAGAACAUUUAAAUAAUUUAAAGAAUGAUUCUCAUAAGGAUUAAAUAAUUGAUAAAUGUGGAGAGAACUAAGACCUCUAUCAAAAAGUCAUUUAGAUAGACUUAGAGUUCUAGAAACUUUUAUUUUAGUUGAUUGAGUCUAAAUUAUGUGAGAAUACAAUUUCAUAAGUACUUCAUUUUAUUUAUUUAAAGGUUCUUAACUUGUUAAAAAGAUUAUCUGGCUCACUAAUAGUAUAAAUUCCAAAAGGUCCUUAGAUUCUUUAUAGUCUUUACUAAAUCAUAUUAGUAAGAAAAUAAACAAUCAAAAGAAAUUUUCCAUUCAGCCCAUUAUCUAGUGUAUUAUAAAGGAUCAAAAAGUUAAUUAAAAGAGUGAAGAAGUUGUUACUAAAGAGAUUGAAUUUCUUUAUAAAAGGCUAAGAUAUCUAAAUAAACAUGGAAUCAUCAUUUCAUCUUUACAAAUCUGAAUCCAAAAAAACAGAUGAACAAACUGAGUCAUUGACUAGAUAGCUAUCAUUUGAAUUAUACAAGGAACCUAUCUAUAAAGAAAUCACAAUUAUAUAGGGAUAAGGGUUAAUCAAAAUAUGAUUAUAAAUAAA
Messenger RNA from Paramecium sonneborni, 647 nucleotides. The record is from the annotation of a GenBank genome assembly. Lineage: Eukaryota; Ciliophora; Oligohymenophorea; Peniculida; Parameciidae.